Messenger RNA from Lachnellula hyalina, 1590 nucleotides. RefSeq names its product putative acid phosphatase. Gene Ontology annotation, molecular function: phosphatase activity. Bases 1 to 1590 code for a protein of 529 amino acids. The transcript has a single exon. Lineage: Eukaryota; Fungi; Ascomycota; Leotiomycetes; Helotiales; Lachnaceae. Gene Ontology annotation, biological process: dephosphorylation. The record is from RefSeq and is a predicted model, not a curated record.
AUGGCUCCGUCUCCUCCUCGUGCGCACUAUUCGGAGAAAGAAUUGCGAAAUUUAUAUCCCAGUAAUCUAAAGCUAGAGCAGGUUCAAAUCCUCUUGCGCCAUGGCGAGCGAGCUCCUACCUCCGCCCGUUUUGAAAACACAGGUCUAGCUGCUUUCUGGCCGUACUGCUCCGCUGCGAAGCAGCUAGUCAGUGUUACAAUGAGUGAUAAUUCUUCAACCUGGAGUCAUUCUCAGUGGAGACGACAUCUUGAAACAUUUGACUCCCACGAUAACCCUGUGCUUGUGUCAGGUCCUCGAGGAGAGAUUGAAGGAAUGUGCAACCACGGAGAGCUAACAGACCAGGGAAGGAGGAGCUCACAAGCACUAGGCGCAUAUCUCCGAAGUCUAUACAUUGAUCAACUGUGGUUUCUGCCAUCUACAAUAAGUGAUCCAGAGAUAGUAUAUCUUCGAGCUACUCGCAUACCUCGGGCUAUUGAGUCCUUACAAGAAACCUUCGGGGCCAUGUACCCUCCACACUCUAGAUCGAGAAUCUUUCCUCCUCCCGCAAUCAUUCUACGUGCACGUACCGAUGAGACACUUACCCCAAGCAAUGGCUAUUGUAAGAGGUUCGCUCAAUUGGCUCGGGCAUUCUCGCGGAGGAGUGCUGAGAGAUGGAAUACAUCGACGGAGAUGGAUUAUGUCAAUGAUUUGAUUGGUAAAUGGAUGCCGGAAGAUGGCGAGAGAGUGGCUAUAGACUCGCAACCACGUCUUUCUGGGAUAUUGGACACUAUCAAUUCGACCCUCGCUCAUGGAUCGGGGACAAAAUUGCCGAAUGAGUUUUAUGACAAGAAAGGCAUGGCUAUCAUUAACCGACUAGUGAUAGAGGAAUGGUUCAGUGGCUAUGACGAAUCUCAAGAGUAUCGGGCGCUUGGAAUUGGUUCUCUCCUGGGCGACGUUGUAUCACGAAUGAUCCUGAGCGUUGAAAAGAAUAGCAAGGAAAAUUCUGGUCAAAUCAAAAGUUUAGAUGGGACUUCAGCAAGCAUCAACCGCCCGAACGCUACUGUCAAGCUGGGAUUAAGUGGCUGUCACGACACCACAUUAGCGGCUAUCUUAACAAGUCUUGGAGCCUUAAAGCUUGAGACUUGGCCGCAAUACACCAGCCAUGUUUCUCUCGAGUUGUUUCGGAAGGCUGAAGAACCCGUAUCCGCAGCAUGGAAGGCGGACAGAAUCCCCUCCCCAGGUGGAUCAGCACCGCAUAUCAGAAGUAACGACGGGCUCCGCCAACCUUUUCUACCAAGCAAAGACACCGACAAGGAAGAAAUUGUUAAAAAAGCUCCUUCAAUUGGUCGAAAAAAAAUCGAUUCCUUGCAGCCCUCGGCGCGGUCCAAACUAGAUGGUUACUAUGUACGCAUACUAUAUAACGACCAGUCCGUCUCGAUUCCUGGCUGCAAAGCUCCCGGGAAGCAUCUUGAUGGCAAUGAGAGCUUCUGCACCCUCGAAGCAUUCAAAGGCAUUGUCGAUAAAUUCACGCCACUGCACUGGAAGAAAGAUUGCAGGAGCAACUUGAAUGAUCCUACCUUUCCGGUCAAACCGGAACCGGCUGGAUAUUGA